Molecule: messenger RNA, 1214 nt
Organism: Hordeum vulgare subsp. vulgare (domesticated barley)
Lineage: Eukaryota; Viridiplantae; Streptophyta; Magnoliopsida; Poales; Poaceae
Product: alanine and glycine-rich protein-like
Exons: 3
Coding region: 107-877 (256 amino acids)
Source: RefSeq, a predicted model, not a curated record
AGCCAGCCAACGCACCAAAAGCCACCCUUCUUUAAUUUGCACCCUCCCCAAAUCUCCUCCUCCGCCCUCCCCAUCUCCGUCUCCUCCUCCUCCUCCGCUCCCGUCCAUGAGGAUCAGGAGGAGGCCGCAGCAGCCGUCCCCCUACACCGCCUCGCUGCUGCACCACCACCACCAGCAGCAGCAGCACCGCGCAGAUCCGUCCACAUCCGCGCAACGGACCCCGCGGAACGCGGAGGAGCGCGGCAACGAGGAGGAGGAGGAGGUGGAGGGGCGGGCGAGGCCGCCGCAUCUGCAUGCCAAUGCGGAUCUCGGCCGCAAGCCCGCCGCCGCCAGGCGCCUGGCAUUGCCGCAGGACAAUGCAGUCGAGAGCCAGGGCGCGGCGGCGGAGCAGGGAGCUGGUGAUGCCCGCAGGAGCAGCAAUGGCCAUGGAGGCGACGCGGAGUGGAAGCUGGACGUAGCAUGCACGGGCGCCGGCGAGAGGGCGGUGAAGGUGGAAGGACAGGCCACGAAUGGCGUGGCGGCGCCGGCGGAGUUGUUGGCCGUCAAGGACGAGAAGAAUGGCAGCGGCGGUGCGGCUGGCGGGGCCAAGAAGCGGCGCGGCCCGGCGGUGCUGAUGGAGGGGUCGCGGUGCAGCCGCGUGAACGGCCGCGGAUGGCGCUGCAGCCAGCCGACGCUGGUCGGCUACUCCCUCUGCGAGCACCACCUGGGCAAGGGCCGGAUGCGCAGUGCGGCAGCGGCCGCGGCAGCCGGCGGGGGACGCGGAGGCCCGGGACAGCUCGGCCGCACCGAGCACAGGGCCAGGAUGCCCGUCGGUGUCGGUGUCGCGGUGACCACCGCGGCGGCCAAGGCCGAGGAGCCGGGCCUGCGGCCCUACUAGGCGGUGGGCGACGUGAAUUGCUGCUGCGUUUUGUGUGGAUAUCAAUGUCGGCGGUGGCAUGCAGGUGAGGGCACAUGGACAUGGGUGGGAGCAGCUGGCGAUCUGGGCCUGUGAUUAGUGGUUUGUGCACCUGCGCCUAAACUUGACCGGGAAUGCCCGUGUGUAAUUGUACCAGCAGCCGUUGCCAUCAUCAGCCAUGCAGCACUGCGACUGUGCAAGUGCAGGCGACGCUUGUCCUCUCGUGUAGAUCGAUCGAUUGUUCCUGUGGUUGGUGCAACUUUGAGGGGUCGUAGCAGGACUUGCGAGCGACGGAAAUAAUUGCUUGGGCAUUCGUAGA